Molecule: messenger RNA, 2912 nt
Organism: Chiloscyllium plagiosum (whitespotted bambooshark)
Lineage: Eukaryota; Metazoa; Chordata; Chondrichthyes; Orectolobiformes; Hemiscylliidae
Gene: arsk
Product: arylsulfatase family, member K
Molecular function (GO): glucuronate-2-sulfatase activity; arylsulfatase activity
Source: RefSeq, a predicted model, not a curated record
GUGGCCAGGCCCGCUGCGUGCCGCAGGGAAGGCUGGGGGUUGUAGUUUGAAGCGGGACGGGAGCUGUGCUCUGCCUUGCGCGGAUCUGGGGUGACAAUGGAACGUUCUCUCGAUUUAAACCGUUCUGUUGUAACCACCGCGAUUGGGAUCUUGAUUGUGUUCGCGUUUCACGGAGCGGACAGCAGCCGGAGUGACUCCGGGAUCGCCACACGGGAGCAGCAAGUGGCAGCUAACAUAGUGUUGGUCACUUGUGACUCUUUGGAUGGAAGAUUGACAUUCAGCCCACAGAACCAGACAAUUAAACUUCCCAACAUAAACUUCAUGAAGGACAGUGGUGCUGUUUUUCUCAAUGCCUACAGCAACUCCCCAAUCUGCUGUCCUUCUCGAGCAGCCUUGUGGAGUGGCCGGUUUGUUCAUUUAACGGAAUCCUGGAAUAAUUUCAAGUGCCUGAACCAUGAUUACCCCACUUGGAUGAAAAUCCUGCAGAAAUAUGGUUAUUACACAAAAGUCUAUGGUAAAACUGAUUAUACUUCUGGACACCACUCUGUAAGUAACCGCGUAGAAGCCUGGACAAGGGACGUCAAGUUUUUGCUUCGCCAGGAAGGUAGACCAACAACUGUUCUGACUGGCAAUGAAUCAACUGUGAGAGUCAUGGAUCAUGAUUGGCAGAAUGUAGAUGAAGCUACAAAAUGGAUCCGAUACAAAGCAACACAGCUGGAUCAACCAUUUGUUCUGAGUUUGGGUCUGAAUUUGCCUCAUCCGUAUCCAACGCCAAGUAUGGGAGAGGCAUGUGGAGGUUCCACAUUUAAAACAUCUCCCUACUGGCUUAAAAAGGUGAAAUAUCACUCAAUCAGGAUUCCAAAAUGGCUUGCUUUUUCUGAAAUGCAUCCUGUAGAUUUUUAUUCCUCAUACACAAAGAACUGUACUGGCAAUUUCACAAAUCAAGACAUCCUGGGCAUCAGAUCAUUUUACUAUGCAAUGUGUGCCGAAACAGAUUUGAUGCUUGGAGAAAUUUUAACAGCCCUUCAUGACACAGGGCUCGAAAACAACACUUACGUAAUUUUUACUUCUGAUCAUGGUGAACUGGCAAUGGAGCAUCGUCAGUUCUAUAAAAUGAGUCUGUAUGAGGGAAGUUCACAUGUUCCUUUAUUGAUGAUUGGGCCAGGUAUCUCUGGAGGACAACAGAUUUCAAAUUUGGUAUCUCUUGUGGAUAUUUAUCCAACUCUUCUUGAUAUUGCUGGAAUCCCCGUUCCUGGAAAUAUAAGUGGUUAUUCUUUGUUCCCAUUGUUGAAAGAAUUUGAAGAGGAAGUGUCUGUUAAAAAAUUGCGUCCUGACUGGAUUUUUAGUGAGUUUCAUGGCUGCAAUGUAAAUGCUUCCACCUAUAUGAUUAGAACUGGUCACUGGAAAUAUGUGGCCUAUGCAGAUGGAAUUACUGUGCCUUCUCAGCUGUUUGAUCUAUCAGCUGAUCCAGAUGAACUGAAAAAUGUGGCUAUUAAGUAUUUAGAUGUUACGAGUGCUCUUGACAAAAAACUUCGCUCCAUACUAAACUACCCAGAAGUGUCCAAAACUGUUCAUCAGUACAACAAACUUCAAUUUGUCAAAUGGAAAAGAAGUCUAGGAAAGAAUUACACAGAUGUUAUCGCCAAUCUCAGAUGGCACGAGGACUGGCAAAAGGAUCCUGCAACUUAUGAAAAUGCUAUUAAAAAGUGGUUAUAUUCUCCUGCUAGAAUGUAGCUUUGCAUAUAUUUAGUUUUCCACCUUUGUACUGUUAAGUACAAGCUUUUCCAAGGUUCCAUCCUUGGCUAUCUCCUCUGCUCAUCAACAUAUUGUUGCUGCUUGUAGACAUGGACAAAUGUGGACCAGCAUCUGCAACAUUCUUUUAAUUCUUUUGUUUGACCAGAGUCAAGCCCAGCGUUUGUUGCUCAUCUGUAAUUACCUUAGAGAAGAUAGUGAUGAGACAGUUUCUUGAACUGCUACAGUUCAUCUGGUGCAGGUGCAUCCAAAAUGCUGUUAGGACUGGAGUUCCAGGAUUUUGCCCCAGCAAGAGUGAAGUUAUGGCUAUUGUUCCAAACCAGGAUGGUAUAGCUUGAAGGGAAAUCUUCAAGGUGGCGAUAUUGCUGUGGAUCUGCUGCCCUUAUUCUUAGUGGUAGAUAUUGAGUGUUUGGUAGUUGGCUGAAGGAGGCCUGUCAAUUUGCUGCUGUGCCUCUUGCAUAUCAACCAUACUGCUGUCAGGGUGCAUUGGUGGUGGAGGAAAUGCAUGUUUAACAUGGUGGGUGUAGUGCUGAUGCAAUGAGCUGCUUUGUUCUGGACGGUGUCAAACUGCUUGUGUUGUUGACCAAAUUAAGAGACAUAGGUAUUUCUUAACCAAAUGCCAAUCACAUGCAAAGCAGCAAUCAACCAGGCCAAUAAAAAAUUGAACUAAACAGCCAAAAGAUUGAAUAUGAAUAAAAUAAAUCUGUAAUCAAACAAUGUAGGUUAAACUGCACUUUUGUGUACUGAGUGUUGAUAUAUAUGGGUGCAGAACCAAACAAUUGGGUUAAUCCAUAGAGCUGUUUGCAUCAAUAUCAUUGCAACAGAUUAUCUGGUCAUUAUGGCAUUGUUUGAGGAAAUUUGUUUAUGUUCAAUAAUGAUGCCAAAUUUACUACAUUAUAACACUGAAUACACAUCUGAAUUAUUUAAUUGACUCAAGAAAUUUCAAAGAUGCUAAAGUCACGAGAGGUAUUACAGUCUGUUCUAAUAUAACGUGAUAGUUGGGACUGGAAUCACGUUAUGGCCAAUACAGGUCAGGAAAGUUUGCAUUCUACAAAUAAUGGUCUAAAUUCUUCAAUCGUGUUAUUACCAAUUUACGUUGAAGAAAUGCAACUUAUAGCAGAAUUGAUUGUAUGUAAAUAAAAGUUUUUUAAUUACUCUUU